Carassius gibelio (silver crucian carp) is the source of this 5323-nucleotide messenger RNA. RefSeq names its product enolase 4 (gene eno4). The transcript is spliced from 13 exons. Gene Ontology annotation, biological process: glycolytic process. The record is from RefSeq and is a predicted model, not a curated record. NCBI's taxonomy places the organism in Eukaryota, Metazoa, Chordata, Actinopteri, Cypriniformes, Cyprinidae. The coding region runs from base 3283 to 5268 and encodes 661 amino acids. Gene Ontology annotation, cellular component: phosphopyruvate hydratase complex. Gene Ontology annotation, molecular function: magnesium ion binding; phosphopyruvate hydratase activity.
AUAGUCAAAUUGUUAAUUAGAAAUUUUAGCCUAUAUAGAACAUAACGCUUCAUAGUACGCUGUAAAUCUAAUAAAUUACUGCAACGUCAAUUAAAUAAAUGUUUUCUUUUUCUGUAGUGUUUGGUAAUUAACCAAAAAUUUGUGACUCGUAGUCAACAGCCUAUGUUUGUUCUCUUAGACGGGAUUGUAUAUGAAAAGAAUAUACAUAUUUUGUAAACAGAAAGACUGUGUAGAUUGAAUUUGAGAGUACGCAGACGCGGCCGGCUGGUGGCGACAGUAACAUACAGGCAUGAUCACUUGAACUCGAGAGGUGACCGCAAAGUCCAAUGGAUAUAUAGGCUAUAUGCUCAGAUAUCUGAUUAAAUGGAUUUUAGAUCAAGAAAUGUAUUUGAACACGAUGUUCCAAGGACCACAUCAUUUUUUUUUGUUAAACUUAAUGAUGAGUGAAGUUUACCUAGGCCUAUGUCACGUAAUACAGAGCAAUUGUUUCCCCCCUUGUUCAUCAUCAGAUGUGAGACGCAUUCCCGUGUGCACUGCAUUAGAGAACGCAACUUAACCACGUCACUGGACUGAAUCCUAACUGAUUUCUGUGUGAAUGUUUACUGUUUUUCCCUUUGCAAUCCUCUGUAGCCUAGCGAUACGCUGAAAAUCUAAAUGCAAUAUCCUGUUCUUCUAAAAUCAUACUGCUUUUGUUCCAUGCGGAAAUGCGAUGGUGGCUCGGUUCAUGUUUAAGCAAGCAUAUUUCGUUGUGUCAGAUAAUGUUUGUGUCUCUGCCCCAUCUGCACGACCCAACCAAGCGCAGCAAAAAGCCAAUGAAACGUGCUCUAGUCCGUGACGUCAGUGACGCUGGUGCCCUCUCGAUGACUUCCUGUCCUGGAGCGACUGACCUCCGCGUGAACCUAAAUUUAGUCGCGAGCAGAAGCGCGUGCCAUACAGUCACACAGGCGUUUUGAAAAGGAAGAAACGGAAUGUUUAUACUCCAGAUUGUUCAAUGCAAAUAAUAUCCUACUCUAAGUGUAGUUUAACAGUAAGAUUAUGUUAAGAUGUAGUUAUUUUCCGCCCACAAUCUCUUUUAAUAACCAAACAUAAGAAUACUAGAGCCUAAUGCAUUUAGGCUACAGGGAAAAAAUCAAAACCAUAAACUAGUCGUUUCCUCUGGCUUACUAAGCUAACAGCAACAAAAGGUAAUUUGCAGAACAUAAAAUAAUGUAUUUGGAAACGAAUACUAGUUUAUAAACUUGGGAGAAAAUUCCCUAACGUAAAAUGAACAAAUGAAUGAAUGAAUGAAUGAAUAACUAAAUAAAUAGCUACAAAUAAUGUAAAUUAAUUCUCACGUUUGCUCGUAACAUAUAGGCUAAGCUAUCAUAUGCUAAAAAAAAUGCCACUGUCACUGCUGCCACUGCCACUCUUGUUUAAUCAGUUAUUCGACUCACCCUGGAUUGAAUUACUGUAUAUUUAAAAUGGUAUAGAGAAAGUAUAUGGCAGAACACGGUUUAUUAAUACGGCAAUGAGCACAGAAAAAAAUUAACUGCUAACUAAAACAGUAAACAACGGGGACAAAAAAGAUCUGAUAGCCUGUGUGUGCUGGGAAAUUAAUUUUUAAAUAAAACACUCUUUGAACUCUUAAAUCAAAACAUUCCAAAUAUAUUCCAAACAUUCUAUAUGCGCUUAGCCUAAUUAGAGUAAUCAUUAGCAAUGCACGGAAAAUGUUUAAAUCAUUUUAAAGAGCCCAAGCACCCACAGCUAAAUGUCAUUUUAGAAACUAUAAAUAUAUAAAUUUGGAAAAAAGUGUAUGAAAUUAGAAUUAAAUUAUACAUUUAAAAAAUAAAAUAGUAGGCCUAUUUUUAAUACUAAAAGGCUAUUGGAGUUUGCUAAACUGCGCAAAUAUAAAGAGAAUUAGCUAAACGCUUUAGUUCCAUGAACAUCACAGAGUAAUCUUUGAAAAUGAGCUAAAACAAAUGUUUAUUUCCAUUUUGGCUUACUCUUAUACUGUGAACAAAAUCUGUAAUUUACAAAAAUGUUCCAAAACAUUUAAAUAAUCUGAACUAUUUUAAAAAUACCUUAACUUCAGUUUCAUCAGUUUUUUUUUAAAUUUAAGGGAUUGAAAAUCAACAAACACAUUAACUUGCAAUUAAUACUAAUUUUAACAGACUAUAAGGCAGAUUGUUGACACAUAUUGACUUUUAUAUAAAAUGAAAGCCUCGGUUAAUAUUACAGUGGUCAUUGGCGCCCUUCCGGCCUAUUCUUUCUAUCCAGACAGGCAAACAAAUAAUACCCUUGAAUGCCAACAACUCUUGCACUUGGGCACUUAGCAUGAUAAUUAAUGUGGAAUCAUGCAAUAGAUUAGAUAUGUUAAAUAAUUUUAUAUUUAGGCCUAAUGCAUUAUUAUAGCAGUCUUGGUGGGUUACGCAGCAGCAACCGCGGAGAUCCACACUUUAUAGCAUUUCUACAAAUAAUAAUAGCCUAAAUAACAGACUACAUUAUUAGGCCUAUUAUUAUUAUCGACAAAUAAUAUUAAUAUUAAAAUUAAGUUAUUAUUAUUAGUUUUUUUCUAUUUUUAAACUAGGCUGAUUGACCAAAUUUAUUUUCUUCAUUAAGUGGAUGAAUAUAAUUUUGUUUACUCAGAACGAAAAUGAUAUGACCGCAGCGAUAUUUCUCGGAUUAUUUAGCCUAUUGCAUUCUUCGUUUAAUUUUUAUUUAUUUAUUUAACAUGUAUGAUACAACCAUUCAGGUGUUUCGUGAACUUCCGUCUACUUUACAGAGACGUAACAUAACUGUUGUAUAGCUAGGCCUAGCUGCACUUCUGACAACAUUUUUAACUUAAAAAAAGGAGGUUUUCUCGAACACUGAAAAUCCUUGCAUUGCCAUUAUCAGAUAUCACAUGGGCAGCGAGUGUAAGAUUAACGUCAGAAAGUAUUAAAUCCACUGGUCCAUAAAGCUCUUAACUAACAACCUGAAACCGAGAACCAAAUCAUAAGGUAGCCAAAUAUUUUGAUCAACAUGUUAAAAUAUGUUGGAUCAUGUUUUUUUUAUGAAAUAUAUAUGUAAAUUCACUUCACAUGCUUUUAUAGCUAAAACUAUUUCAGUCUAUAUUAAUUGUAAAUGUUAUUGUGCUAUUUCUUUACUCAAUUUUCAGUACAUUUGCGAGUGUGUGUAAAGUUAUUUUUUUCUUCUUAAAUAGGCUAAAUCUGACAAUACGUAAUCAGAAUUAUUAUUAAAUUAUUUAAGGCUUGUCAAAGGAACAAGAGGUCCCGAAAUAUUCCGCGUUUUACGUCAAGAUGAAUGAAGAGUCCUGUUAGAUUUAUGAAGGCCACAACAGCGUUAAAACAGAUAUUGAACUUGUUCCAAUUAAAUGCGCUGCGAAAGAGAAACGCAGACUCAAUUCUCGCGGUGUUUCGUCUGAAGUUGCCGAGCAACCGCAGAUCAUCAACAAAGCCUGCGAGGACGCUCACAAGACAGCGGAGGACUGUAAACAAAUGUGGAAGCUCUACCAUAAACCAAACAAACAUGUCAUAUAAAGCAUUCUUGAGCCAUAGCAAAGUAUCAAAAGAGGACCAGGAGUUUUACGACUUGAAGAACAAAGCCGCAGAGUAUUACAGGUCCAACGGGGUCCCGCAGAAGAUAGAAAACGUCCUGAACGAGAUGUUUUGGCAGAAGCCGGAUGAUAUCUAUGGUUAUCUGGCAAACUAUUUUUCCAGGCUCUCCGAUACUCCUGUGAUUAGCAAAAUCAUUGGAAGAGAGGUGUUUGACGGAAGAGGACUGACAGCAAUUCAGACCCAAGUCUACUGCAUCAUCAGAAAUGAGGAAAAGGUGGUGUGCAGUGCAAUGAUGAGUGGCCCUAGUGAUGGUCUGGAGGAGGAUGGUGUGGCAGAGUCAGGGGAAGAAUUUACUAACAGCAACCAGCAACGUCUGUCUAUCACAGCGGCUCUAAAGUGGAUCAGAGAGCAUCUCAGUCCAAUGCUGCAAGGCUUCAACCCCACUGAUCAAACCAGUGUAGACAAACUACUCAGUGAUUUCUUCAUGGCACGUUACCUGGAGCACAAGGACAGUCUUAACAUAGAUAAGGAGGAUGAGCUGAGGAUUGAAUCAGUAUCUGAAGCUCCGCCCCAGGCCACUCCCAUACCUGCACCUACCAAAGACAAGAAAGGAAGUGAUAAAGGUAAAAAAGGAAACAGCACAGAGAAGCUCCUCCCUCCUGCAGAAACCCCUUUGCCUCAGCUGCCAGGGGCUACGGCGGUGGGUGUGGUUUCUUUGGCUGUGGCAAAAACUGCUGCCAUACUUUUAGGAGAACCCUUAUAUCGACAUAUCACAUCAGUCAGAGUCCCGCAGGCUCUGAGUGAGAUGCACCUGCCUGUGCCCAUGAUUACAAUUCUGAGCUGUGGAAAGAACUCUGUGGGUAAACUCAACCUGCUGGAGGAGGUCAUCCUCAUGCCCAGCUCAUCACAAAGAGUCAGAGAAGUCAUUGGCAUGGGCUUUGAGCUGCAGUGUGAAAUGAAGAGAGUUUUGAAUGGAUCUGCGUAUAAAGCUGGGCCUAUAUGCUUAACAGAAGAUGGGGCAUUACAGGUGGGGUUUGAACGUCCCGAACAGGCUCUUGAUUUGAUCACAGAGGCAUGUGCUAACCUGGCAUUGCCUCUGGGUUCAGACCUGCGCUUGGCUAUAAACUGUGCAGCACACAGCCUGAUGGACUAUUCAAGGGGGAAAUAUGAGGUGAUGUCUGGCUGUCACAAAUCCCAUGAUGAAUUGGUGGACAUAUACGAGGGUCUGAUUAAUAAAUAUCCUGCCAUCACAUUCCUCAUUGAUCCUUUCAGGAAAGAGGAUGUAGAUCAGUGGGACAGACUGGCUUCAGUGAUUGGUCAGUCAUGCUGCCUGAUUGCAGAUGCUGCUUCCAAUCUCUGUCCUCGCUGGAGUGAAGUGAAACCCCUCCCACCUGGAGUCACCAGAGUCAUUAUUAGGCACCACAGUGAUAUGACCAUCUCUGACCUUAUACGAAGCAUAGCAGAGCAGAAAGAUGCAGAGACAAUGCUGGCUGCAGGCAGUGGUGAUGCAUCAAUUGUUGACCUGGCUGUAGGGUCAGGCGUGUCCUUUCUCAAACUGGGUGGGUUGAGAGGAGGAGAGCGAAUGGACAAAUACAAUCGUCUGUUGGCGAUAGAAGAGGAACUGGAGCAGGAGGGGAUCCUGGGUGCUAGAGAAAAAAAACAGCCUCUGUCAGAUCUUUCUGAAACACUUAACUCCGGAAGCGGCUGUGACUCUGUGACCAUCUCUACUUGAUGUGACUUCAUCUCCUGUCUGUCUGCCUGACAUUAUCACAGUAGGGAUGUCUGAC